AGACGAGAAUGAGCGCGGCGGUCGGUGCCGAGAAGACCGUGUGCGUCACCGGAGCGUCCGGCUGCAUCGCUUCGUGGCUCGUGAAGCUCCUCCUGCAGUGUCGGUACACCGUCAAGGCCUCCGUUCGCCAUCCGAAUGAUCCAAAAAAGACUGAACAUCUGCUUGCACCUGAUGGAGCAAAGGAGAGACUUCAACUGUUCAAAGCAAACCUGCUGGAAGAGGGUUCAUUUGAUCCUGUUGUUGAGGGUUGUGCAGGCGUUUUUCACACUGCCUCUCCCUUUUAUCAUGAUGUCAAGGAUCCGCAGGCAGAAUUACUGGAUCCUGCUGCGAAGGGGGGAACUCUUAAUGUUUUGAGGUCGUGUUCCAAAACACCUUCUGUGCAGCGUGUGGUCUUGACAUUAUCUAUGGCUGCAGUUGAGGAUGAUGGAAUACUGAGGACGCCUGAUGUUGAGGUGGAUGAAGAUUGGUUUUGUCACUCUGACUUGUUGAGGGAAAAUAACAUGUGGUAUGAGUAUGAGCUUUACAAGACUUUGACUGAGGAAGCUGCCUGGGAAUUUGUGAAAGAAGAGGGUAAUUCAGCAACAUUCAACAUAAGUGCUGCAGCGAUCGCAAAUUUGAUAAAUGGUGCACCAACAUUUCCAGAUGAAAGUUGUGGAUGGGUGGAUGUCAAAGACGUUGCAAAUGCUCAUACACCGGCAUUUGAAGUCCCAUCAGCCCGCGGAAGAUAUUGCUGA
This is a messenger RNA of Eucalyptus grandis, 734 nucleotides long. RefSeq names its product phenylacetaldehyde reductase-like. The record is from RefSeq and is a predicted model, not a curated record. The coding region runs from base 9 to 734 and encodes 241 amino acids. The transcript has 5 exons. NCBI's taxonomy places the organism in Eukaryota, Viridiplantae, Streptophyta, Magnoliopsida, Myrtales, Myrtaceae. Gene Ontology annotation, molecular function: oxidoreductase activity, acting on the CH-OH group of donors, NAD or NADP as acceptor.